Molecule: messenger RNA, 3892 nt
Organism: Gasterosteus aculeatus aculeatus (three-spined stickleback)
Lineage: Eukaryota; Metazoa; Chordata; Actinopteri; Perciformes; Gasterosteidae
Gene: srebf1
Product: sterol regulatory element binding transcription factor 1
Biological process (GO): regulation of transcription by RNA polymerase II
Cellular component (GO): nucleus
Molecular function (GO): DNA-binding transcription factor activity, RNA polymerase II-specific; RNA polymerase II cis-regulatory region sequence-specific DNA binding; protein dimerization activity
Source: RefSeq, a predicted model, not a curated record
GCACGUUUGCACUGAAUGAGCUGCAGUGUUUAGCUCGGUGUAACAAGUUUCUCAGGACCAUCAUGGGGGUGGGAGUCAGCAGCUAAUUGACACAUCAAUACAAAGUUGCAGCUCACUCUGCCCGCAUCUCAAGUAGCCUCGGGAUCUUACGUCUUGGCAAAUGUAAGGACGCGAGAGGGUCCCUAUUUUUUUCGUCUCUGAGCGACUCCUCAGCCAGUCAAGUCUACGCCGAAAAGCCAGGCACAAAAGUAAAGAUGAACAGCCUGUCUUUUGACGAUCCUUCGCUGGAUAAUCUGGAUCCAACACUGUCGCUAAAUGACCCCAGCGACAUUGACACGGCCCUCUUAAGCGACAUCGAUGACAUGCUACAGCUCAUCAGCCACCAAGACAUGGAGUUUGGAGGACUUUUUGAUAACCCUCCAUACACGGGGGCUCCCACUACCGAAGAGCCUCCUGGAUUGUCCCAGUCCCUCACCACACCUCUGACUCCACCCCCCCCGACCACACCUCCUGCACCAUCAUUGUCCUCCUCCAUCCUAAGCAGUAGCCCACACCUUGACGCACUCCUGGGCCCUCCCAUCAUUCGUAGUUCCUCCACCCCGGACAAGGCCUUCCAGCCUCCAACCUUCCAGCAGUCCCCCCUGGCCCAGGUUCCCACCGCCACACAGAGGACACAGCCAGCCUCAGCGCAGCAGGCUCAGAGCCUCAGGCAGCCCCAGGUGGAGCAGCCUCAGCCCAUUCUCAGCCUGCCUGUCCCAUCACAGGCAGCUUCCCCUCAUGGCUCACCAGCACCAAACUCCGCUUUCAUCUCUACGCCCCAAACUCCGUUUGCCUCGCCUGCACCCCAACCCCAGGCGCAGACGCAACUUCAGGCGCCGCCUCAGCAGAUCCGGACCGCCUACAUCACCCAGAACAGCUACACAACUGUCAGUCCCAGCAGCGUGAGCAAACCUGCCACCAUCUUGUCAUCGUCCCCUCCAAGAGUUCAGCCAGUGACCAUCCAGGCUCAGCUGACCACCACGUCUCCUCCCCUGGUCACGUCAGCCAGUCCCCCGGUUCAAAGCAUUGCGACUCACGUGCAGCAAGUACCUGUGUUGCUCCAACCCCAGUUUAUCAAGGCCGAGUCUUUGCUGCUGACCACCCUGAAGCACGACCCCUGCAUUGUCACUACCAUGGCCUCUGGCACAUCCCUGGCCACCACCACCCCCGUGCAGAGCGCUUCGCUGCAGGCCUUUAUGGGCAAUGGCACCAUCCUAACCACGAUGCCUGUCAUGGUGGACGGCGACAAGCUGCCCAUCAACCGCAUCGCCAUCAGCGCCAAGCCGCUCGGCCUGCCGUACAAGGGCGAGAAGCGCACGGCCCACAACGCCAUCGAGAAGCGCUACCGCUCAUCUAUUAACGACAAAAUCCUCGAGCUCAAAGACCUGGUGACGGGUACUGAGGCCAAGCUCAACAAGUCUGCAGUGCUGAAAAAAGCCAUCGACUACAUCCGUUACCUGCAGCAGACCAACCAGAAGCUCAAACAGGAGAACAUGGCUUUUAAAAUGGCAGCCCAGAAAGACAAGUCUCUCAAGGAUCUGGUUGCCAUGGAGGUGGACGGACCGGCCGACGUGAAGAAUGAGCUGCCGACGCCGCCGGCUUCCGAUGUGGGCUCCCCCACCUCCUUCUCCCACUGUGGCAGUGACUCUGAGCCUGACAGUCCGAUGGGGGAGGACACAAAGCAGCCGAGUGCGGCCACGUUGGAGGGAUCAGCGGCAGGCGGCAGCGCCGGUGGCAUGUUGGACCGCUCCCGCAUGGCUUUGUGCACCUUCACCUUCCUCUUUCUCUCCCUCAACCCUCUGGCCGCCCUGCUCUGCUCAUCUGGCGGCAGCUCAGCCGCGAGCGCCCCGGCCUCCGCCACCCAUCACGCAGGACGGAGCGUCCUGGGAGUGGAUGUGGCAGCCGACUCGUGGGGCUGGAUGGACUGGAUGCUGCCCACGAUACUGGUGUGGCUGCUGAACGGCAUUCUGGUGUCGGGGGUUCUGAUCCGACUGUUGGUGUAUGGAGAGCCCGUAACCAGGCCGCACUCUGGAUCGUCCGUCUUGUUUUGGAGGCACCGCAAGCAGGCUGAUCUGGACCUAGCAAGAGGAGAUUUUGCCCAGGCCAGUCAGAACCUGUGGACAUGUCUGAAGGCUCUUGGUCGUCCCCUGCCCAUCUCGCAGCUGGACCUGGGUUGUGCUGCCCUUUGGGCCCUGCUGAGAUUCUGCCUCCAGCGCCUCUGGGUGGGCCGCUGGCUGGCCGCCAGGGCCGGAGGGCUGCGAUCUGACCGCCCGCUGAAGGAGGACGCCUCCAAAAGCAGCCGGGACGCCGCCCUUGUUUACCACCGCCUGCACCAGCUACACAUGACAGGUAAGCUGAAUGGUAGCCACCUGUCAGCAGUGCACAUGGCCCUCAGUGCCGUGAACCUGGCAGAGUGUGCUGGUUCCUGUCUGCCUGUAGCCAGUCUGGCUGAGGUCUACGUCUCUGCAGCCCUCCGGGUCAAAGCCAGCAUGCCAAGAAUCCUUCAUUUUACCUCUCGUGUGUUCCUGAGCAGCGCUCGCCAGGCGUGCCUGUCUUCCAGUGGCAGUGUGCCUCCAGCUAUGCAGUGGCUGUGUCACCCGCUAGGCCACCGCUUCUUUGUGGACGGCGACUGGGCGAUUCGCAGCACUCCUAAAGAAAGCAUCUACAGCCAGGCGGGCAAUACUGUGGAUCCUCUGGCCCAGGUGACUCAGGCUUUCAGGGAGCAUCUCCUGGAGAAGGCUCUGUACUGUGUGGCUCAGCCUCACGAAGAGAAAAGCCCCAGCCAGGGGGAAGGGGAGUACACCGAUGCCCUGGAGUACCUCCAGCUGUUGAUUAGCGCAUCGGAUGCCGCUGGUGGCACCUCCCAGUCCUUUGCUGUUGGUUCCAACAUGGCCACUGUGACUGCAUGCCAGAGGGAAGAAACUGAUCGAUUCAGAGGUCAAAAUACUUGUGACCCUCACUCCAAGUGGUGGUCCUCGGUUACCGUGGUGAUCAUCAACUGGCUCCAAGGAGACGACGCCGCGGCCGAGAGACUGUAUCCGACUGUUGAGCACCUGCCCCGCAGUCUGCAGAACGCAGAGAGUCUUCUUCCCAAGACUUGUCUGAACACAUUCAGGGCCGUGCGGGCGCUGCUGUCCAAGCCAGAGAACUGCCAGCUGAGUCUGAGCUACAGCGACAAGGCCAGCGCCCUGCUUCGAGACAGCCUCAACCUAGGACCACACUGCCACAGCUCCAGUUUAGACAAGGUUGUCCAGUUGCUGUUGUGUGAUCUCUUGUUGGUGAUGAGGACCAACGUGUGGCGCCUGCAGCAGCAGGUGGUCGGUCCGGUAGCGUCUGGGCCGGUGGGUACCGGCGGCCCGGUGGGGGUCCACCAGGCGUCCCCACCGGAGCUCCAAGGCUUUCAGCAAGACCUCAGUUCCCUACGCAAGCUGGCUCAUAGCUUCAGGCCUGCAAUGCGAAGAUUGUUCCUUCAUGAAGCCACAGCCAGGCUGAUGGCGGGAGCGAGUCCCACCCGCACCCACCAGCUGCUGGACCGCUCGCUGCGACGCAGGGCAACGCCCGGAGCCAAGACAGAGGAGUGCGAGACGCGGCCAGGCAAGCGGGAGCAGGCGGAGGCUGUGAUGUUGGCGUGCCGCUACCUUCCCCCCUCCUUUCUGUCGGCCCCGGGCCAAAGGGUGGGCAUGCUGGCGGAUGCGGCCCGCACCCUGGAGAAGCUGGGAGACAAGAGGACCCUCCAUGACUGCCAGCAAAUGAUCAUCAAGCUGGGCAGCGGCACCACCGUCACCAACAGCUAGAGAGAGAGAGGGAGGGAAUGGAGGUGGGGGAAGGUGCUGAGAGACAUGCAUGGACGCUG